AUGGGCGGGCCGGGCUGGGCCCGCGACGCGCCCGCGCUGCUCAGCACGGCGCUGCUGCUGGGCGGCGCGGGCGGCGCGCUGGCCGACCGCCCGCCGCCGCCGCUGUUCACCAUCGACAGCAUCCUGGCACCACGGCCGCCGCCACCCAUACAGCCGCUGCAGUUGCACCACCUAGCUCACACACCGUUUCAUAGAGCUCACGAUUUCUUUGGCGUAGGCAGUGCAGUGUCGCAGGCUGGGGGCUACGCGGGGCUGUACGGCGGCUACGCGGCGGCGGCUCUGGCGGGACUCUCGGGACCGCCGCCUAAGCGCAAGCGACGACAUCGCACCAUCUUCACAGAGGAGCAGCUGGAACAACUCGAGAGUACCUUCGACAAAACCCACUACCCUGAUGUAGUACUAAGAGAACAACUGGCGUUGCGUGUCGAUUUGAAGGAGGAGCGCGUUGAGGUAUGGUUUAAAAAUCGUCGUGCUAAAUGGCGUAAGCAGAAACGUGAAGAGCAGGAGCGACUACGAAAGCUUCAAGAAGAGCGGGCAUGUGGUCGCGCGAUGGUGUCCGCGCGACCUCGCUUGUCGCCACCCGCGCGGCCUCAACCCGCGCCGCCUACGCCUCGCCCUUAUACUGACGACUCUGAAGAUUCCGAUCUAGAAGUUGCU
Messenger RNA from Brenthis ino (lesser marbled fritillary), 657 nucleotides. The record is from the annotation of a GenBank genome assembly. NCBI's taxonomy places the organism in Eukaryota, Metazoa, Arthropoda, Insecta, Lepidoptera, Nymphalidae.